AUGAAGAAGAGCAUAUUGGUGCAUCCGCAUCCGCAGCCGGUUGGCUAUUCAGGAGGGCCUUACGAUAAAUCUUUGUUGGUUAGAUACGAGCAGCGUAUUACCAGGCAUUUAUGGUUUGGUGAGGAGAGAGACCCGAAGAAAGAGCUGAAGGUUGCUGGACAUGGGAUGAAGCUUGUAGCUAAGGUCCCACAACAACUUCCAAGAUAG
Messenger RNA from Lathyrus sativus (Indian pea), 207 nucleotides. Lineage: Eukaryota; Viridiplantae; Streptophyta; Magnoliopsida; Fabales; Fabaceae. The record is from the annotation of a GenBank genome assembly.